UGCCCCAGUGAUAGGUUAACUGUUGUGUUUGCUGACUGACUAGUCACUCAGGUCUGCUCUUGCUGUCGUUAGUUUGAAGUUAAAACUCUCCUCAAUUUCACACAAAUUCGCUCCGCAGAAUCAACGAUGGCAAGUCAAGUCAAGAGCGAUGAAUCCGGAGCUGUGGAGAAGGACAGCGCUUCAGCAGGACUCACAGUCAGAGAGAACAUAACAGAGCCUGAUGCCUUUAAUCAAAGUGUAUAUAGUCUGGAUCCUAACGAGGCGUAUAAGAUGAAUCACAAGAAGCGAGGAAUGGCUCUGAUCUUUAACCAGGAACGUUUCUACUGGCAGCUCAUGUUGCCUAACCGUUCUGGCACAGAAGCAGACAGGCAGAACCUUGUUAGAAGAUUUCAAGAGCUGGAUUUUGAAGUGAAGGCUUAUAAUGAUUAUAAACGGGAUGAAGUUUUAGACAAAAUCAAAGAAGCUGCUGCUGCUAACCAUGUGGAUGCAGACUGUUUCGUUUGCGUCUUUUUAAGUCAUGGGGAAAACGGCCACAUCUAUGCUAAUGAUGGGAAGAUUGAAGUUCAAGAAAUCACUGAUUUGUUCAAGGGGGAUAUGUGCCAUAGCCUUGUAGGGAAACCCAAGAUUUUCAUCUUGCAGGCUUGUCGUGGUGACAAGCAUGAUGAUCCUGUGACACCAAUGGAUGUGGUGGACAGUCAAGCGGUCAAUAGUGUGGUGGUAGAUGCGGGGGUGCUCUACACCCUUCCAGCAGGAGCAGACUUCCUUAUGUGCUACUCAGUGGCUGAGGGAUAUUACUCUCACCGUGAGACUGUAAAUGGCUCGUGGUACAUCCAGGAUCUGUGUGAAAUCCUGAGGCGUUAUGGUUCCACACUGGAGUUCACUGAGAUCCUGACGCUUGUCAACAGGAAAGUUUCCUUGCGCAGUGUUGAAAACUGCAAAGAUCGCUUGGCUAUAGGCAAAAAACAGGUGCCUUGUUUCGCGUCCAUGCUCACUAAGAAGCUGUUUUUCAGGCCUAAGAAGGAGUAUUAGUGUUUGGGGCUACUGCAGGUACAAAAUCAGGGAUUACAUUAUUUUAAUUGGCUUUAUUUUGUGCUCCUAUAUACAUCAUUUUCAAAAUGGGAAUUUAAGCAGGUUUGCAUAUUUUAGCCUUGAUGUUUGACAGUUGGUCUUACAAAGUGGAAAUAACAGCUUUU
Rhinichthys klamathensis goyatoka is the source of this 1193-nucleotide messenger RNA. Its product is annotated as caspase-6-like. The transcript is spliced from 8 exons. The record is from RefSeq and is a predicted model, not a curated record. Gene Ontology annotation, cellular component: cytoplasm. Bases 127 to 1029 code for a protein of 300 amino acids. Gene Ontology annotation, biological process: apoptotic process; proteolysis. Lineage: Eukaryota; Metazoa; Chordata; Actinopteri; Cypriniformes; Leuciscidae.